AUGGCAGCUGAUCUCUUGCUUUGGGACCACCCAGUGAGCUGUUACGCACAAAAGGUCAGGAUUGCUCUUCGGGAGAAGGGCAUUCCAUUCAACUUCGCAACGCCGAAAGGUGCAGGCACAGGAGACCUUGCGAACAUGGAUCCUGCGUUCGCCAAAAACAAUCACCGCGUCGAAGUGCCGACGCUUGUCGACGGCGAUCUGACCAUCUUUGACUCAACCAUCAUACUUGAGUAUCUUGAGGACAAGUAUCCUGACAAACCACUUCGUCCAGCCGAUCCCGCAGCACGAGCAAGAGCGCGCAUGAUUGAGGAUGUGUGCGACUCACAAUACGAGGCGAUAAACUGGGGUAUGGGAGAGGUACACGGAUACAAACGGGCUGAAGGAGAACUGGCCAGGAAGAUGACGGACGAAGCCAAGCAACAGGCUGGGGAAGUGCAGAAAUGGCUCACAGAGCAGCUUGGUGACGCAGAGUGGUUUGGGGGAGUCAGCCUCGGAUGGGCAGACGUGUGCGUGUGGCCAUUUGUGAAUCGUUCGACAUCAUACGGUAUGGAGCCUGCAGCAGAUAGUGCCCUCGGGAAAUGGUACGAGAGGGCGAAACAACGUCCAUCCGUGAAGUCGGUGCACGAGGAGUUCGUUACAGCUACCGCCACGUUUUCCUCGGCGGCUGCUGAGGCAAUCGCGAAAGGAUUGAUGAGGCGUGAGUACCGCGAUCAUCGACUGGAAUGGAUGAUCAAGUCUGGCGGAAUAGGUGUCGUUAAGGAAGGGCUGGAAAAGAACACAAUCCGCUUUUCCUGGCCAUGUGCAAGAGAAUGAUCACCUAUCAGGAAGGUCUAGAUGCCACGGCACGGCCAUGCUGCGGUGUCUUGAAGCAUGUAACAUACUCAGACAAGUUGCGGCGGUAAUCGUUGAAGCUAUGAUCUUUGCCUGUAUGCGGUUCGGG
Exophiala oligosperma is the source of this 940-nucleotide messenger RNA. RefSeq lists its product as uncharacterized. The record is from RefSeq and is a predicted model, not a curated record. NCBI's taxonomy places the organism in Eukaryota, Fungi, Ascomycota, Eurotiomycetes, Chaetothyriales, Herpotrichiellaceae. The transcript has a single exon. Gene Ontology annotation, cellular component: cytoplasm. The coding region runs from base 1 to 813 and encodes 270 amino acids.